UUAUUGUCAUCUUUAACUUUAAUCUCUUUCUGCAAUUUUCAUCUUCUUGAUCUCGAUCAUUAAUGGCUCGCUCUCGAGGAAGAUCAAGCGGUGCUAUUUCACGUCCAGCUCCCCAGCCAGCCAAGUCUCCUACUCGAGCUCCAUCCCCUGCACCUCAGCAGAGUAGACCUACUACUGGAGGACUUGGUUCUGUUGUUGCUGAAGGCAUGGCCUUUGGUGCUGGAAAUGCGGUUGCUCAUCGGGCAGUGGACAGUAUGAUGGGUCCUCGUGUUAUCCAGCUUGAGACGGUUACGCCAUCCGCUGCUAAUACCGCCAAUCUCGAUGCGUGUGUUGGGCAACACAAGGCAUUCCAAGAUUGCCUCGACACUUCUGCGAACGAUAUCAGCCGCUGCCAAUUUUACAUGAACAUGCUUAUCGAAUGCCGCAAAGCUGGCUCCGCAUCCGGGACCUCGAUGGCUUGAGUUAGUUAUUUACUUAUACUAGAAGGGUACUCAUGCAAUUAAUGCAUCGAGACACAUCUU
Molecule: messenger RNA, 521 nt
Organism: Cynara cardunculus var. scolymus (artichoke)
Lineage: Eukaryota; Viridiplantae; Streptophyta; Magnoliopsida; Asterales; Asteraceae
Exons: 5
Coding region: 63-461 (132 amino acids)
Biological process (GO): mitochondrion organization
Cellular component (GO): mitochondrion; nucleus
Source: RefSeq, a predicted model, not a curated record